AUGAAUACUGUAUACCACGUACAGUAUGUCAAUCAUGUGUCUACCAUCCACCCAUCCUUACAUCCAACCCGUGUCCACCAUCCACCCUGUCCCCACAUCCAACCCUGCGUCCACCAUCCAACCUGGUCCACCAUCCCCAUCCUCUCCAUCCACCUGUGUCCACCAUCCACUGCGUCCCCACAUCCACCUGCGUCCACCAUCCUGCGUCCACCAUCCACCUGUCCCCACAUCCAACCUGCAGUCCACCAUCCACCCUGUCCCCACAUCCACCUGCCCACCAUCCACUCCACUCUCACAUCCACCUGUGUCUCACCAUCCACUGUGUCCUUACAUCCACCCCUGUGUCUACCAUCCACCCUGUGUCCACCAUCCACUGUGCCCUACAUCCACCCCGUGUCCACCAUCCACCUGUCUCUUACAUCCACCCUGUGUCCACCAUCCACUGUGUCCCCACAUCUACCCUGUGUCUACCAUCCACCUGUCUCCACAUCCACCCCUGUGUGUCCACCAUCCACUGUGUCUCCCACAUCCACCCCCAGGCCCACCAUCCACCCUGUGUCCACCAUCCACUGUGUCUCCACAUCCACCCCUGUGUCCACCAUCCACUGUGUCUCCCACAUCCACCCCUGUGUCCACCAUCCACUGCGUCCCCACAUCCACCUGCGUCCACCAUCCACCGUGUCCCACAUCCACCUGCACCACCAUCCACUGUGUCCCCACAUCCAACCCUGUGUCCACCAUCCACCGUGUCCACAUCCACCUGCAUCCACCAUCCACUGUGUCCUCCACAUCCACCCCAGUUCACAUCCACCGUGCUCCCACAUCCCCCCUGUGUCUACCCCAUCCACCGUGCUCCCACAUCCACCCCCAGGUCCACCAUCCACCGUGUCCCCACAUCCACCCUGUGUCCACCAUCCACUGUGUCCCCACAUCCAACCUGUGUCCACCAUCCACUGCGUCCCACAUCCACCCUGUGUCCACCAUCCACCUGUUCCCCAAAACCAACCAGGUCCACCAUCCACCUGUCCCUACUCCAACCUGCGUCCACCAUCCACCGUGUCCCACAUCCAACCCAAGGUCUCACCAUCCACCGUGUCUACCAUCCACUCAUCCCUCCCCCAUCCAACCUGUGUCCACCAUCCACUGUGUCCCCACAUCCAACCUGUGUCUCACCAUCCACUGUGUCUCACAUCCAACCUGUGUCUCACCAUCCACUCUGUCUCUACAUCCACCCCAGGCUCCACAUCCACUGUGUCUCCCACAUCCACCCUCAGUCCACCAUCCACUGUGUCCCCAACCACCCCAGGCCCACCAUCCACCGUGUCCCCACAUCCACCCCUGCGUCCACCAUCCACUGCGUCUCCCAUCCACCCUGCACCAACCCAGGUCCACCAUCCACUGUGUCCCCACAUCCAACCUGCGUCCACCAUCCACUGCGUCCACCAUCCACCGUCCCCACAUCCACCUGCCCAUCCAAUCGCGUCCACCAUCCACCUGUGUCCUCACAUCCAACCUGCGUCUCACCAUCCACUGUGUCUCACAUCCAACCUGUGUCUCACCAUCCACCGUGUCCCUCACAUCUCACCUGCACCAUCCACCGUGUCCCCACAUCCACCCUGUGUCCACCAUCCACUGUGUCUCCCACAUCCACCCCAGGUCUACCAUCCACUGCUCUCUUACAUCCACCCCUGUGUCUACCAUCCACUCUGUCUCACAUCUACCCCUGUGUCUACCAUCCACUGUGUCUCCAACAUCCACCCCAGUCUACCCAUCCACUGUGGCCCACCCAUCCACCUGUCUCUUACAUCCACCCUGUGUCUACCCAUCCACUGUGUCCCACAUCCACCUGCAGUCCACCAUCCACUGCUGUCCCCAUGA
This is a messenger RNA of Homarus americanus (American lobster), 1878 nucleotides long. Its product is annotated as proline-rich extensin-like protein EPR1. The coding region runs from base 1 to 1878 and encodes 625 amino acids. The transcript has a single exon. NCBI's taxonomy places the organism in Eukaryota, Metazoa, Arthropoda, Malacostraca, Decapoda, Nephropidae. The record is from RefSeq and is a predicted model, not a curated record.